Peronospora matthiolae is the source of this 651-nucleotide messenger RNA. NCBI's taxonomy places the organism in Eukaryota, Oomycota, Peronosporomycetes, Peronosporales, Peronosporaceae. The record is from the annotation of a GenBank genome assembly.
AUGUACGAAGGGAUUGACAACCUGAAAUCCCUUUACGACCGUGCCGGGAAGACUUUCUCCGGCGGUCCUUCUGCGGCACAGGAUGUGUCGCGUCUUACUGCUCAACCAGACCCAGUACGUCAGCCAUCAGUUAGGAGCGGGGCUCCCAAGUAUCCCAGGACGGGGGACAGCCGCGCCACCGGACGAGAUAACUCGUCCGACGUCCGUUCACGUCGCGGUGGUUCAACAGCUGCUCAACUAGAUAGCUCUGGCCACCGCGAGAGUCCUCUAAUGGAGGUGGAGGAGGAGGAAAGACGCUCUCCACACGAUCAUGUGGAUCGGUGUGUUCCCGAGAGCUUCUUUGAUCGCGUAACGCAAGGGUUACGCGACGAUCUCGAGCAUGAGCGGAAUAGGCGUCUCCAGAUGGUGGACACUGCCUCGAAGCAUCGAGCUGAGUUUGCCUUUGCUCAGCUUGAGAACGAGAGAUCUCUGACAUCUCUUCGUGACGAGCUAAGGGUAGCUCGUGGGAUUGUUGAUCGGUCUCGGGCUGAGAUAACUGCUCUUCAGACCCUUGUUGAUGCCCACCAUCGGGAGCACAAGGCUCUUUGCGAGAUGCUUGAGCGCAAGGGCGUUCUUCAUCGGAAGAAGCAGCGUACUGAUGGUACGGCUUAA